Messenger RNA from Calidris pugnax (ruff), 2533 nucleotides. It is a transcript of the gene BLZF1, whose product is annotated as basic leucine zipper nuclear factor 1. The record is from RefSeq and is a predicted model, not a curated record. Gene Ontology annotation, cellular component: Golgi membrane. The transcript has 7 exons. Gene Ontology annotation, biological process: Golgi to plasma membrane protein transport; Golgi organization. NCBI's taxonomy places the organism in Eukaryota, Metazoa, Chordata, Aves, Charadriiformes, Scolopacidae. Bases 106 to 1299 code for a protein of 397 amino acids.
GGAAGUUGGGGGAGGUGGCGGUUGUGGCAGUUGUGGGGAUCCUGGCACAGUGCUGCCGCGCCUGUUGACAUAUGUAGGCAGGAAGAGCUGACUGCUAAAGAGAAGAUGACAUCUCUAGAAAAAGCUGAUGAUGCCUCAUCACCCGUCCGAGGACCUGGAGAUGGCAUGGAAACAGAGCAGACAGCUGAAUCGGUGGAAGUAAUCACUGGAACCACCACCACAAAUCAUCACAUCCACCACAGCCCACAUAAAAAGACAGUCUCUUCCCUGAGUCCUGGAGUUCUGCAGCUAGGGAAAGUCCCUGCUGAUAAAUCAGUGGAGGUUGAAGCUAUUCGCAUAUUAGUCCCCAAAGCAGCUAUCACCCAUGUUGUUCCUACUAAAAAUGCUAAGGUGGCUAAAUCAGCAGGACAUAAAGGAGACACAUUACAUCAGUCAGACGGACCCGCAGAUCCCAAGAAAGAACAGAUAGAGCUGAAAAAUGCAAUUGAAAAGCUAAAGAAUUCAGAAAAACGGUUGUUACAGGAUAAAGAAGGCCUCUCUAAUCAGCUACGCAUACAGACAGAGGUGAAUCGGGAGCUGAAGAAAUUACUUGUUGCUUCUGUUGGAGAUGAUCUGCAGUAUCACUUUGAACGGAUGGCUCGUGAAAAAAACCAGCUAAUCCUGGAAAACGAAGUCCUGGGCCGGAAUAUGUCUCAGUUAUCUGAACAAUUAGAGCGCAUGUCUAUACAGUGUGAUGUGUGGCGAAGCAAAUUCCUGGCAAGCAGGGUUAUGGCUGAUGAGCUAACUAACACCAGAGCAAUUCUUCAGCGUCAAACGAGGGAUGCACAAAGUGCAAUCCAGGACUUGCUGAAUGAACGUGAUCAGUUCCGUCAGGAGAUGAUUGAUACACACAAGCUGCUGGAGGAGCUGAUGGUUUCUCUUCAAUGGGGCAGACAACAGACAUACUAUCCUAGUGCCCAACCUUACACUACAACAGAGCUAGCAGCUGUGAAUUGUAAGCUGGCCAAAGCUGUAAGCUCACAUCUUCUUGGAGAUGUUGGCGCUAACAGUCCUAAAAAGACUUCAACAGCUGUGGAGUUCUGCAACACUCCUGCUGAGAAAAUGGCUGAAAUGGUGCUACGUGUACUGGAUCCAGCUGCGCGUACAGAAACAUCAACAGAAGUUUCGUUUUCUGAGACUUCUCCGUCUUCCUUCCUUUCCACAAAGAAGAGCAUUGGAAGGUUUCACCCAUAUACAAGAUAUGAAGAUGUAACUUUCAAUUGUUGCAAUCACUGCCAAGGAGAGCUCAUAGCCCUUUAAAAGCACUACCAAUACACGCGCUCUUUCUGAAGAGUUACACUAGUUGAUAUUCAGCAACCUUCCCUUUUUCCUGUUUCUUUCCACAACGUCUGGGUUUAAUAUUGGAAAUGAUGCAGUUUCUGCUUCUCUAUGUCUUGAAGUUAGGGACUGACAGGAUUUCCUUAGUCUCUGGGAUACGUCUACUACUUUUCAGUCUGGAAAGCUACUUAUUUUCUUCUACAAAGGCAAGACCAGAAAUGUUAUGCUGGUCUGAUUUGUAGAGCAUAGAGAUGUCCUUGCCUAUUUAAGGGUUACGGUCUUAUUAGCAAAUCUCAAUGAAUUUCUCUGUAGAGGGAGAUAAAAGCAUAACUAAAGUGAAUGAAAUGCUGAUAGGUCAUGUUGGGGAAAAAAAAGGCAAUCAAAAAUAUGGUCAUCUCCAUGCUUUUUUUUUUUUUAGAUCUUAGCCAAGGUGAUGAACUGUCCCCAGGUGUAUGUUCAGCCUUUUAAAUUUAAUAAUGAAAUGGAAUAUGUGCAAUUAUUCUUCAUAGCUAUAAGUUCUGAAAGUAAGAGCAUAUACAGUGUUGCAGCCCUCCUGGAAAGAAGGGGAAAGAGCUUGAAUGAACUCUAGCUAUAAUAUGUAAAUAUUAACUGGUUUUAAAUGGAUUCUGGAAAACUCUGCUGGUGAGAUUCUUGUGUUUUCCUAAGUGAAAUAAUGGCUUUUCCAUAUAUUUUAGUUUCUAGAGUGAAGCUGUUACAUAUCUGAUCCCCAGAAAAGACAGGAUGUACCUCCUUUAGUAUGUAGUGUUGAAACCUGACCUAGCAUUAAAAUUCAGUCCCUGCCCAAGGUUGUCUUAGGUGUUAGAGGAAGCUGAAGAUAAGCACUAAGUUUGCACAGGUACAAGUAAAAAAAAUAUAUUUUUUUACCAAUACGGUUUUAUAAUCUUGAUGUAGGUUCAAAGACAAUUUUUGUCAGAUAAUCUGCUAAAUCCAAAGAAGCCUAUUUAAGUUGCACAUGUAAAGAGGAAAAGUAGGAGGAUGCAAAUACGCAUUUUGAUUUCCUAGUUUCGCUCCCAAAUUUAUUAAUUGUAGCUGUCUAGUUUGGGGAAAGGGUUUCUGAAACGGUUGCAUUUACCCAGUUUUCCUUUGAAUAUCGUACCAUGAUCAGAAUAUGUAAUAAGUUCUUGCUGUUGCUGGCCAUGUUUCAGUUUGCAUGAAGAAAACUACAAUAAACUUUCUUUGCUUGCUUUCAAGUUAC